UGUGAGAUGAAUCUCAGAUCAUUGUUUACAAAUAGAAAUCGAUGGAAAUAUUUUAAAAAUCACCAAAAUAGUCGAUUCAAAACUAUUAACUGGCACUCGUUGAAACCAACAUUGAUACCUCCAAGCAAAUAAUUCAACGGUAACGUGCUCAAAAAUUACAACAAGCUCUGAAGUAAGAAACUGUAAUUCUGAAGCAAGCUUGCACUCCAAUUUAAGCAUGGUAAAGAUCCGCAAUCUUCCAGAUGAGAUUGUAGUCUACAUCUUUAGCUUUCUAAAAUUACGCGAAAGGAAAAUUGUAUCACGGGUAUCUCGUCUCUUCAAUCAUUUGGCAUUCGCGGACAUGGGAACCGUUUCUAUGCACGUUAUCGAGCAUCUGAAACCUAAAGAAAGCAAGAUACUGCUCAAAAGUAACCGCAAGUAUCGCCAUCUGAUUCUCGAGUGGACCGAAAAAUCGAGCGUUGAGUAUUUCCUCGAUGUUCUAAAUAAGUUUGGAAAGGAUCUAGUGUCCUUGAAAUUGUAUACAUACAAAGUUACUCCAAAUAUUCUCUUAACGUUGCUGUUACGAACACCCAAACUGAAAGAACUAACCUUUGAGGGGAGACUCGAUAUCGACGAUUGUGAAAUUGACGAUUUCGCCCAGCAAUCGUUUGAAUCCUUACGAUCGUUGGAAUUUAAUCAGUCGUCUCUCGAACCCGAAUUGGUCCAGUUGAUCCCAAAAUUGUUCCCUAAGCUAACUUCGCUAGAUUUUGCUGCUGCUGGUAACACCGAACUAGAAUUGAUAUCGAUCUAUGGGAAACAGCUCAAGAAACUCUCCGUUCUGCUAGAUGAUGAGCAGUUCCGAAAAUUUUCACAAUUAGACUGUCUUGAGGGUAUAAUCGAAAUCGAUGUGUGUUGGCCACUGCAAACGAACACAGAAGCUUUGAACUGUCUUCUGCAAAUGCAUUUUGUCCGAAGUGCCACUUUCACUGGAAUACUGGAUGAACAAUCGUUUGACAUCAUUUGUAGCAAUUUGAAGCAUUUAGAGCAUUUGAGCAUAAGUUUGUACAUGAUGGAAGCAGAAUGCUUCCGAAAAAUUGCUAGUCUAAAUAAACUGAAAAAGCUAACGCUUCAGCGUGUUGAGAAUGAUCAUUUUUCCCUAGAGGGUAUUCAGUUAUCCACUGUGAGUCAUCUUUUUCUUGAUGGAAUAUCCUCGAGCCUUGAAUUUUACAAAUAUCUGCCCGGCUUCGUUCCUAAUGUAUCGUAUUUGAAGAUAUAUGAUUACAAUCUUCGUGAUAUUCAUCUUUGUUACCUGAUGAAAAACAUGCCAAGGCUUCGAGUCCUUUUGUUGGAUUAUUGCUAUCAGCUUAGUAGCAGCGGAUUCAAAUACCUACACUGUUUGACUGGUCUGCUGGAGUUACGUUUGUGGUCUGUGAACAUAACGGAGAGAGCAUUUUUUCGGUUCCCGCUUUGCCCACAUUUGCGAACGUUUAUCAUCGGAGGAUCCGCCAGAAUUGCCGAAAAGAUCGUACUGAGCAUCCCAAGAAAAUUUCCAAAUCUGAAAGAACUACGAAUAGUGGACUGCCCGUCAAUUGACGAUGAGACGAUUUAUACUCUCCAGGAAAUGUUAAAAAAGUGCGCGAUCGUAAAGUUGGAUAAACUUGAUGAAAACAAAGAGGAAGAAGUCACUUAUCACCAACAUUCAUAAAAUGUUGGUGAUAAUUGUCGUUUACUUUUGAUUAGUUUCCUUUCAAAAUAUAUAGGCUAUAUAGGGGCAAUAUGACCAGCCGGGGCAAAAUGGGCCUCCAUUCGUUUGUGCUUGUUAUUGAACCAAUAACACUUAUUUUCCAGCAAUUGCGUUAGAAAUACUCUUAUUAAGUAUUUCCGUGAAAACCGUAUUAAAA
Toxorhynchites rutilus septentrionalis is the source of this 1880-nucleotide messenger RNA. RefSeq lists its product as uncharacterized. Gene Ontology annotation, biological process: SCF-dependent proteasomal ubiquitin-dependent protein catabolic process. The coding region runs from base 218 to 1684 and encodes 488 amino acids. The record is from RefSeq and is a predicted model, not a curated record. Gene Ontology annotation, molecular function: protein binding. Gene Ontology annotation, cellular component: SCF ubiquitin ligase complex. Lineage: Eukaryota; Metazoa; Arthropoda; Insecta; Diptera; Culicidae. The transcript has 4 exons.